This is a messenger RNA of Salvelinus fontinalis (brook trout), 4451 nucleotides long. Its product is annotated as zinc finger protein 883-like. The transcript has 3 exons. Gene Ontology annotation, molecular function: DNA-binding transcription repressor activity, RNA polymerase II-specific; RNA polymerase II cis-regulatory region sequence-specific DNA binding. Gene Ontology annotation, cellular component: nucleus. Lineage: Eukaryota; Metazoa; Chordata; Actinopteri; Salmoniformes; Salmonidae. Bases 238 to 3591 code for a protein of 1117 amino acids. Gene Ontology annotation, biological process: negative regulation of transcription by RNA polymerase II; central nervous system development. The record is from RefSeq and is a predicted model, not a curated record.
CAUAAACAGCUCGUCAACCACCUCGGUAGCUUGCUAGCCAACAUAGCCGAAAGAUUCAAGCUAUUUAGACGCUUUCGGUGUAUAUUAGCUACUGUGUUUUAGACACACUUAGGUCGUAUCUACUUGUUAACCUAUUUAAUAUUACGUUAUUUUGUAUCAGUCAGCUAUAGGAGCUGGCUGGUCCAAUUAGCACUAGCCUAGUCGCUAAUGAUAGCUAGCUAGCUAACGUCCCCGACCAUGAGCUCCCUAAACAUCACCUCUCCUGUUAAAGAAGAGGUGAUCUGCUGGACGGAGAAAGAAGCUCUUGUGAAAGAGGAGAAGGAAGAAGACAAUAUCACAGUAAAACAAGAAGUAGAGGGUGAGGCUGUUACAGUGACAGAAGAGAAAGACGUUACAGUGAAAGAUGCGUUCAGAGUGAAAGAGGAGGAUUUUACUGUGAAAGAAGAGGAGGAUGUAGUUUUUCGUGUGAAAGAAGAGGAGGUUGGAGAUCUGUUUAACACCAGAGAGAGACGGGACUACCGUGGGUCCUCUGGGGAGCCUCAACAACCUCAUGAUGCUGACGAGGCAGAGAAGAGUCUCUCCAGAUCAGAACACAUCAAGAAACACCAGCGGAGAUCCACAGGGAAGAAACCUCACUGCUGCUCUGACUGUGGGAAGAGAUUCACCUCCUUAGCAGGCAUUAAAAUUCAUCAGAAAAUCCACACAGUAGAGAAACCUUAUAGCUGUCAAUGUGGGAAGAGUUUUACUCAUUCAACCAGACUGAUAUCACACCAGAGAACACACACAGGAGAGAAAUCGUAUAGCUGUGAUCAAUGUGGGAAGAGUUUUGUUACAUCUGGCCAUCUGAAAAUACACCAGAGAACACACACAGGGGAGAAACCGUUUAGCUGUACUCAAUGUGGUAAGAGUUUUACUCAGCUAAGCAACCUUAUAUCACACCAGAGAACACACACAGGAGAUAAACCAUAUAGCUGUGGUCAAUGUGGGAAGAGUUUUGGUCAAUCUAGCACUCUGACUCUACACCAAAGAAUACACACAGGAGAGAAAUCUUAUAGCUGUACUCAAUGUGGUAAGAGUUUUACUCAGCUAAGCAGCCUGAUAUCACACCAGAGAACACACACAGGAGAGAAGCCAUAUAGCUGUAAUGAAUGUCGGAAGAGUUUUAUUCACCUAAGCAGCUUGAUGUCACACAAGAGAACACACACAAGAGAGAAAUCUUAUAGCUGUACUCAAUGUGGGAAGAGUUUUGAUACGUCUAGCCAUCUUAUUGUACACCAGAGAAUACACACAGGAGAGAAACCUUAUAGCUGUGGUCAAUGUGGGAAGAGUUUUGGUCAAUCUAGCACUCUGACUCUACACCAGAGAAUACACACAGGAGAGAAAUCGUAUAGCUGUGGUCAAUGUGGGAAGAGUUUUACUACAUCUGCCCAACUGACUCUACACCAGAGAACACACACAGGAGAGAAACCUUAUAGCUGUGAUCAAUGUGGGAAGAGUUUUACUACAUCUGCCCAACUGACUCUACACCAGAGAACACACACAGGAGAGAAACCUUAUAGCUGUGAUCAAUGUGGGAAGAGUUUUGCUGCAUCUAGCACUCUGACUCUACACCAGAGAAUACACACAGGAGAGAAAUCUUAUAGCUGUGAUCAAUGUGGAAAGAGUUUUGGUCGAUCUGGCCAGCUGACAUCACACCAGAGAAUACACACAGGAGAGAAACCUUAUAGCUGUGAUCAAUGUGGAAAGAGUUUUGGUCGAUCUGGCCAGCUGACAUCACACCAGAGAAUACACACAGGAGAUAAAUCUUAUACCUGUGGUCAAUGUGGGAAGAGUUUUACUACAUCUAGCAUUCUGACUGUACACCAGAGAACACACACAGGAGAUAAACCUUAUACUUGUGGUCAAUGUGGGAAGAGUUUUACUACAUCUGGCUCUCUGACUGUACACCAGAGAAUACACACGGGAGAGAAACCUCAUAGCUGUGAUCAAUGUGGGAAGAGUUUUGAUCAAUCUUGCCAUCUGAUUCAACACCAGAGAACACACACAGGAGAGAAACCUUAUAGCUGUGAUCAAUGUGGGAAGAGUUUUAGUCAAUCUGGACAGCUGACAGUGCACCAGAGAACACACACAGGAGAGAAGCCUUACAGCUGUGGUCAAUGUGGGAAGAGUUUUACUACAUCUAGCAAUCUGACUACACACCAGAGAACACACACAGGAGAGAAACCUUAUAGCUGUGAUCAAUGUGGGAAGAGUUUUGAUCAAUCUGGACAGCUGACAGUGUACCAGAGAAUACACACAGGAGAGAAGCCUUACAGCUGUGGUCAAUGUGGGAAGAGUUUUACUACAUCUGGUCAUCUGACUCUACACCAGAGAACACACACAGGAGAGAAACCUUACAGCUGUGAUCAAUGUGGGAAGAGUUUUGGUCAUUCUGGCACUCUGACUUUACACCAGAGAAUACACACAGGAGAGAAACCUUAUAGCUGUGGUCAAUGUGGGAAGAGUUUUACUCAGUCAACCAGCCUGAUAUCACACCAGAGAACACACACAGGAGAGAAACCUUAUAGCUGUGAUCAAUGUGGGAAGAGUUUUACUACAUCUAGCAAUCUGACUCUACACCAGAGAACACACACAGGAGAGAAACCUUAUAGCUGUGAUCAAUGUGGGAAGAGUUUUUGUCAAUCUAGGGAUCUGACAGUGCACCAGAGAACACACACAGGAGAGAAACCUUAUAGCUGUGGUCAAUGUGGGAAGAGUUUUACUACAUCUGGCUCUCUGACAUUACACCAGAGAACACACACAGGAGAGACACCUUAUAGUUGUGGUCAAUGUGGGAAGAGUUUUACUACAUCUAGCAAUCUGACUCUACACCAGAGAACACACACAGGAGAGACACCUUAUAGCUGUGGUCAAUGUGGGAAGAGUUUUACUCAGUCAACCAGCCUGAUAUCACACCAGAGAAUACACACAGGAGAGAAACCUUACAGCUGUGGUCAAUGUGGGAAGAGUUUUACUACAUCUGGCCAUCUGACUCUACACCAGAGAAUACACACAGGAGAGAAACCGUAUAGCUGUGGUCAAUGUGGGAAGAGUUUUGGUCGAUCUGGCCAGCUGACAUUACACCAGAGAAUACACACAGGAGAGAAACCUUACAGCUGUGGUCAAUGUGGGAAGAGUUUUACUACAUCUGGUCAUCUGACUAUACACCAGAGAAUACACACAGGAGAGAAGCCUUAUAUCUGUGAUCAAUGUGGGAUGAGUUUUACUUCAUCUAGCCAGCUGACUUUACACCAGAGAACACACACAGGAGAGAAACCUUAUAUCUGUGAUCAAUGUGGGAUGAGUUUUACUACAUCAAGCCAUCUGAUUCGACACCAGAGAACACACACAGGAGAGAAACCUUAUAGUUGUAAUCAUUGUGAGAAGAGUUUUCCUACUUCUGGCCAGCUGACUUCACACCAGAGAACACACACAGGAGAGAAACCUUAUAGCUGUGAUCAAUGUGGGAAGAGUUUUACUAGAUCUAGCUAUCUGACAGUGCACCAGAGAACACACUCAGGAGAGAAAUCGUAUAGCUGUGACCAGAGAUAAUCUGAUAAAAGAUCUCUGACUAAAUUUCAGAAAAUACAUGAAGGAGUUGUUUCAUGAUAUCAAUGAAAUGAUGUCACAAUGUAGAAUGUUUUAACAUUGUAGUAGGAGUGUUUUAAUGAUGUCACAAUGUAGAACCCUAAAUGUUUGUCCCCUGUUCUAUUGAUUUCAGCAUGAUAUGGAUAUUAGCCUCAGGGGGAAAAUCCAGGCUCUGAAUUGGAAGAGUACUAUUUAUAUGAUUUAACAAAAAGUGACUAACACAAAAAGAGCUGUGUUACACUUACCACGUUGGUGACCCACUUGAAUUAAAAUGCAACACUUCAAAAAUGAAAAUAAAAUCUAGGCUCUGAAAUGAAAGAGUACUAUUUAUGAGAUUUAGUAAGUACACAUUAUUCCCAGAUUCCGUGUGGUUUUGAGCUGUUAGUUUUAACAGGACGUGCAACCUCAUCUCCCUCCUGUCGCACAAAUGAUUUUAGCAUGAUAUCGAUGAGUUAUGACAAAUAAGUGUUGCGUUCCUUUGUUUAGCGACCCCUACAUUUAAAUGCAUUCCAACAUCACGUACAACCUGAUUUCCCCCCUAAUCGAUAUCAGUGAUUUAUUGCUAAUUGUCAAAACAACACUGUUUCUGGUGCUUGUGCAGUUUAUAAGGAGCUUGUUUAAAAAAAUACAAGAAUUAUGAUUAUUGUGGCAGUUUGUGUAAAUAGCACAUGUUAUGUUUAGGUUUUCAAUUUAUCCCAAACUGUUUCUGCAUAUUGGUUAUUGAUUUGGACACGUUAAAACUGUGUUUUGACAUUGAGGCUAUCCCACCUAGCACAAUGUAAUUGAAAAGACGUUGAAAAUAAGACUAUGCAAUCAACAACAAA